CAUCAUCACAGCGCGCCGCUCCCAGGUGUCUUCAAGGUCGCUUUGCGGAGCGGGUGAGUGAGUGACCGGCCCCGGGUUCGGGCCGCGCUGCGUCCCUUUGAGCGAGUUCGCCGGCAACAUGACGGGGUACACGGCGGAUGAGAAGCUGCGGCUGCAGCAGCUGCGGGAGCUGAGGAGACGAUGGCUGAAGGACCAGGAACUGAGCCCCCGGGAGCCCGUGUUGCCACCGCGCAAGAUGUGGCCCCUGGAGGGAUUCUGGAAUAACUUUCUGCGGGACGGGGCCGUGUGGAAGAAAGUGCUCUUUAAGACAUACCGGUCCAGUAUCUUCACUGUCUCUCAUAUACUUGUACCUCUAUGGUUAAUUCACUACUACGUCAAAUACCACAUUGCGGCAAAACCAUAUGGCAUCGUUUACACGAAGCCCAAGAUAUUCCCAGGUGAUACAAUUCUGGAGACUGGAGAAGUAAUUCCACCAAUGAAAGAUUUUCCUGAUCAACAUCAUUAAAGAGCACAUAAAACCUUAAAAGACUUGUGUAAUAGCAAAAGUCUCUUCAUAUAGUGCUGUAUUUACUGAAUCUGUUUCCUGGAAAAGUAACUAAUAAAGCUUAUUCUCAGA
Molecule: messenger RNA, 616 nt
Organism: Alexandromys fortis (reed vole)
Lineage: Eukaryota; Metazoa; Chordata; Mammalia; Rodentia; Cricetidae
Gene: Ndufb6
Product: NADH:ubiquinone oxidoreductase subunit B6
Exons: 4
Coding region: 119-505 (128 amino acids)
Biological process (GO): mitochondrial ATP synthesis coupled electron transport; mitochondrial electron transport, NADH to ubiquinone
Source: RefSeq, a predicted model, not a curated record